AUGAAACCCACUCAAAUCAACUUCCUGCUACGCCCAUGGCAGACAUACCGUAAUGGAGAGAUCUUUUACGGUAUGCUCAAAACUGGUAAUAAGAGAUGGUCACUGACUACCAAGCAAGGUAAUAAAACAUUCUACAAAGGUACUGGUUCGUCAGGUGUGGGUAGAUGGACCACAAGAGGAAGAUAUAUUGUCAACUGGGAAAAAGUACGAACCUACGUUGUUCCUAGCGGUAUUGAUACUACUCAACUGAAGCCAUUGGUAUGUGCCACAGCACCCAAGGUCAAGCAUACAUUCAGAGGCUAUCAAGGUCCCAUGGAUGGAAAGCUAUAUGUACAAAAGGUGAAAGAUUUCAUCAAAUACGGUGUUGAAGAGAGUCCUGAAAGUGCUAGAAACGAGAACUUUAUUGAGAGAGGUUAA
Molecule: messenger RNA, 417 nt
Organism: Sugiyamaella lignohabitans
Lineage: Eukaryota; Fungi; Ascomycota; Dipodascomycetes; Dipodascales; Trichomonascaceae
Gene: MRPL27
Product: mitochondrial 54S ribosomal protein YmL27
Exons: 1
Coding region: 1-417 (138 amino acids)
Biological process (GO): translation
Cellular component (GO): mitochondrial large ribosomal subunit
Molecular function (GO): structural constituent of ribosome
Source: RefSeq, a predicted model, not a curated record